AUGCCUGGCAUUGUAGAGGACUCUCCAGCAUCGCACGAGCCCACCUCAAGCAUUGAGAAGAAGGGUGAUCUGCGGCUGUCGGAGGAGAGCGCCUCUGAUAACCAGACGGACGUCGAGAUUCACGCCCAGGGCUUCCUGUCUACCAAGGAUCUUAAAGGCGAUUUCAGUGAUGUUCCUCUGGGCCAGGGUAUCGCCCCCGAUUCGGACGAUGUCUACGUUGACCCUCGUCUGAAGAACUAUCCCAUUGAGCUUGUGGCCAAGACGGUCGAUCUGAAGAAUGACCCGACGGAGCCGAUCCUGACCUUCCGCUUCUGGAUGCUGUCGACUUUCUGGGUUGUGGUCGGCUGCGCGCUUUCGACCUUCUACUACUUCAAGCCAUACUAUGUUACCGUCACCAGUUAUGCCGUCCAGUUGCUCUCCUGGGGAAUGGGUGUCGCCAUGGCCAACUACCUUCCUAACCGCGAGUUCAACUGGUUCGGCUUUAAAUGGAAUCCUAACCCGGCACCGUGGAAUGCAAAGGAGCACGCACUCGUCGUUGUCGCAUACUGGGGUAGUUGCUACACAGCUUUCGGCCUUGGUCCCCUCUCGGCCAUUGAGCUCUUCUACGGAGAGUCGCUAAACGCGGGCUGGUCUAUCGCCUUUCUCAUCACCACCCAGAUGAUCGGCUAUGGCUUCGCGGGUCUGCUGCGUGAUAUCCUAGUCCGCCCCCCGACAAUGUACUAUCCAGGUGUAUUGCCGAAUAUCACACUGUUUAAUGCCAUGCACCACAACCCCUCUGCCACAAAGAAGGCAUUGAAGUACUUCGCCAUUGUUGCCGCCACUGCAUUCAUCUGGGAAUGGUUCCCGCAGGUCAUCUUCCCGCUCCUGAGCACCAUGCCGAUUAUCUGUUGGAUGGGUCACGGCAACUGGAAGGCCUGGGUGCUGGGUUCAGGGACUUAUGGAUUCGGUCUCCUCGACCUGUCAAUCGACUGGAACUAUGGCGCCUUCUUCUCGCCCCUCUACACCCCACUUUGGUCUACCAUGAAUACUGCCCUGUUCACCAUUUUUAUCUGUUGGGUUCUGUACCCUAUCAUCUACUUCACCAACACGAUGAACGCACAGACAUUUGCACCGAUGGACACGGGCACCUACACGGCCAAUGGCAGCACGUACGAUGUCACCAACAUUCUGACUGCCAGCAACACACUCAAUGAGACAGCGUACGCGGAAUACGGUUCCCCAUACUGGGCUCCCUCAUACGUCUUCUACUGGUUUUGGGGGUUUGCCGCCCUAUCCGCGUCCCUGAUGUAUGCCCUGCUCUGGUAUGGCAAGGAAGCAUGGAAUGGCCUCCGCGACGCCUUCUCAAACAGAUACAACGAUUACGACGACCCGUACUUGAAGAUCAUGUCCUAUCAGAAGCGUGUGCCUCACUGGUGGUAUCUCACCCUGUUGGCCAUCUGCUCCGGCUUGGCCAUCGCGGGCCUCUACGAGGGCCAGAUUCGCAUGCCCUGGUGGGGGUUCAUUGUGAUCUGUCUGGUCUCCUUCCUCAUGACCUGGCCCAACGGUAUCCUCUGGGCUGUUGCCAAUACCGCAGUCGGCAUGGGCAUGUUCAGUGACUUGCUUGGUGGCUUCCUCUUCCCUGGCCAGCCAACAGCAAUGCUCGCCGCAUAUACCUACGGGUACGCGGUACUCGAGCAAAACCUGAACCUCAUCUCGGACUAUAAGUUUGGCUUCUACAUGAAGAUCCCAGAGCGCGAGAUGUUCAUCGGCCAGGUUUGGGGCACCUUGCUAGGGCCCUUCGUCAACUAUGGUGUUUCCCAGAUCCUCAUUACCCACGAGCGGCGCUAUCUGGAUGGUGAGCUGAGCUCCAACAACUGGGAUGCCGUCAACAGCCGCUACUUCUACUCCACCUCCAUCAUCUGGGGCAUCCUGGGGCCUAAACGGUUUUUCGCCGACCGCUACCCCUGGGUGUAUUACUCCUUCCUGGUCGGCCCUGCCGCCGUCCUUGCCGUCUGGCUGGUCCACCGCUGGAAGCCUCACUGGAAGCUCGAGACCCGCUUCAAUCCCACCCUCAUGUUCCUCGCCGGCACCAACUGGCCGUACUACCCCAUGGCCAACUUUUUCAUGUCCUUUCUGACCGCCAUCACCUUCAUGGGCUAUCUCCGCAAGUACAAGCCCGCGUGGUGGCGCAAGUACAACUACCUGACUGGCGUCGGGCUGGACUGUGGCACGCAAUUGAUGACUUUGGUUGGCGUCUUCAUCGUCGAUCUCCCCAACCUCAGCUUCCCGACCUGGUGGGGGAAUAAUCCUGACUAUCCGGACCGCUGCUUUCCUCCUGCCGAUCUGCCGCCGUACGCGACCAACUAA
Molecule: messenger RNA, 2346 nt
Organism: Penicilliopsis zonata CBS 506.65
Lineage: Eukaryota; Fungi; Ascomycota; Eurotiomycetes; Eurotiales; Aspergillaceae
Exons: 4
Coding region: 1-2346 (781 amino acids)
Biological process (GO): transmembrane transport
Molecular function (GO): oligopeptide transmembrane transporter activity
Source: RefSeq, a predicted model, not a curated record